This is a messenger RNA of Nyctereutes procyonoides (raccoon dog), 4054 nucleotides long. It is a transcript of the gene STYXL2, whose product is annotated as serine/threonine/tyrosine interacting like 2. The record is from RefSeq and is a predicted model, not a curated record. The transcript has 6 exons. NCBI's taxonomy places the organism in Eukaryota, Metazoa, Chordata, Mammalia, Carnivora, Canidae. Gene Ontology annotation, cellular component: cytoplasm. Gene Ontology annotation, molecular function: protein tyrosine/serine/threonine phosphatase activity; MAP kinase phosphatase activity. The coding region runs from base 116 to 3598 and encodes 1160 amino acids. Gene Ontology annotation, biological process: protein dephosphorylation; negative regulation of MAPK cascade.
GGUUGUUCCCUCUCACUAGUCAGAACUUUUGGCCAUUUUAUCUGGGUCCCUGAGCCCUUGGGUGACUGUCCUUUGGUGUGGAGGUACAGGCAAGCCAGUGGGACUGCAGGCUGUCAUGGCGACCAGUGGGGACCCAGAGGAGGAGCAGGUAGUCCCAAGUGAAGAGGAUGAAGCCAAUGUGAGGGCCGUGCAGGCCCAGUACCUCCGGAGCCCCUCCCCCAGCCAGUACUCGAUGGUCUCAGAUGCAGAAACAGAAAGCAUUUUCAUGGAGCCCAUUCACCUGUCUUCAUCGGUUGCAGCUAAACAGAUCAUCAACGAAGAAUUCAAGCCACGGGGGAUCAGAGCCGAGGCAGAGUGUCCAGGCAUGCUGGAGUCGGCCGAGCAGCUGCUGGUGGAGGACCUGUACAACCGUGUCAGGGAGAAGAUGGAUGACACCAGCCUAUACAAUACCCCCUGCGUCCUGGAUUUACAGCGGGCCUUGGUCCAAGACCGCCAGGAGGCGCCCUGGAAUGAGGUGGAUGAGGUCUGGCCCAAUGUCUUCAUAGCAGAGAAGAGUGUAGCUGUGAACAAAGGGAGGCUGAAGAGGCUGGGAAUCACUCACAUCCUGAAUGCUGCUCAUGGCACCGGCGUCUAUACUGGGCCCGAAUUCUACACUGGCCUGGAGAUUCAGUACUUGGGCUUGGAGGUGGAUGACUUUCCCGAGGUGGACAUCUCCCAGCAUUUCCGGAAGGCUGCUGAGUUCCUUGAUGAAGCCCUGCUGACCUACAGAGGGAAAGUCCUGGUCAGUAGUGAGAUGGGCAUCAGCCGGUCAGCAGUGCUGGUGGUGGCCUACCUGAUGAUCUUCCACAACAUGGCCAUCCUGGAGGCCUUGAUGACUGUGCGCCGGAAGCGGGCCAUCUACCCCAAUGACGGCUUCCUGAAGCAGCUCCGGGAGCUCAAUGAGAAGUUGAUGGAGGAGAGAGAAGAGGACUACAGCCAGGAAGGGGUGACAGAUGAGGCUGAGGAGGGUGAGGAUAGGGAGAGCAAGGUGGGGGCCAGAGUGCACAGCCUCACGGUGCAGGAGGAGGAGGACACCAUCAGCCACCUGAGCGGCUCCUCCUGGGGCCGGGCCAGCCAGGCCUCCAAGCCCCUCAGCCUCAUUGACGAAGAUGAGGAGGAGAAGCUGUACGAGGAGUGGAAGAAGGAGCAGGGCCUCCCGGCCGGCCAGGUCCCCCAGGCUGGAAAUGCCCAGAGACGGCCGGCCUCUGGCCAGGGUAGGGAGGAGCCAGAAGACGGAGAGGACGUGGAGAGGAUGAUUCGGGAGUGGCAGAGCCGAAAUGAGAGGUACCAGGCAGAAGGGCAUCAGCGGUGGGGGAGGGAGGAGGAGGAGGAGGAGGAGGAGGAGGGCGAAGAGGGCUCCUUCGUGAGGAGGAGCCGGCGGCGCAUGCUGAGCGAGAGCAGCACUUCGGAGAGUGUGAGCAGCCACGACAUCCGGGUCCUGAAGCAGCAGCUGCAGGUGAGCAGCCUGGGCCGGGCUGGGAGGCGCCGCUCGGACUCGGUGUCCACGGAGAGCACCUGGGACACGUGGAACCAGAGGCUGCAGGAGAUUGAGAAGGAAGCCGCCCGGCGGUAUCGCUCUCGGAGCAAGAGGGAGGAGGCGGACGCGAGCUCGGAGGCGGGGAGCAGGGGGCGCCAAGACGACGAGGAGAGCGUGUCUUCCGAGGCCAGCUCGUUCUACAACUUCUGCAGCAGGAACAAGGACAAGCUCACUGCCCUCGAAAGGUGGAAGAUCAAGAGAAUCCAAUUUGGGUUUCACAAGAAGGACCUGGGGGCUGAAGAGAGCGGCGGUGAGCCGGGCGCCGAGGACGCCGAGAGGGAGAAGAGCGCCGACGUCAGCCUGACGGCCUACCAGGCCUGGAAGCUGCAGCACCAGAAGAAGGUGGGCAGUGAGGACAAGGAGGAGGUGGUGGAGCUCAGCAAGGCGGACGCCGCCGCCUCGGCCAAGAAGAGGCAGCGGAGGCUGGAGCUGCUGGAGAGAAGCCGGCAGACGCUGGAGGAGAGCCAGUCCCUGGGCAGCUGGGAGGCCGACGGCUCGGCCACCAGCAGGAGCAUCCCCCUGUCUGCCUUCUGGGCAGCAGGCUCCUCGGUGGGCGCUGAGGAGGACGCGGCCUCGGUGCUCAGCACCCAGAGCCACAGCUCCCGCGCCUCGCAGGCGGGGAGCAACGCAGGGGGGUGCUUGGCCUCACUCCCCGGCACAGCUGUGCCCAACCUGCCCGUGGGGCCCGGGGACACCAUUUCCAUUGCCAGUAUUCAGAACUGGAUUGCCAACGUGGUCAGUGAAACUCUGGCCCAGAAGCAAAACGAGAUGCUGCUCUUGCCCCGCUCGCCGUCCAUCGCGAGCGCGAAGGUGCCGCCAGCAGCCGGCUGCCUGGGGGACGACCAGGUGUCCCUUCUCAGUGGACACAGCGACUCCUCCCUGGGUGGCUGCCUGCUGCCGCAGAGCCAGCUGGGGCCCAGCUCCGGCUCACCAUCCCUGCUGUCCUCCCGCGCUGCGGGGGGUCCGAGGGCCGAAAGUCAGGGGGGCAAAGUCAGGGGGACCAGCAAGCCUAUCUACAGCCUCUUUGCUGACAGCGUGGAUCUGAAAGAGCUUGGCCGGAAGGAAAGGGAGAUGCAGAUGGAGCUGAGGGAGAAGAUGUCUGAGUACAAGAUGGAGAAGCUGGCCUCCGACAACAAACGGAGCUCCCUUUUCAAGAAGAAGAAGGUCAAGGAAGAUGAAGACGAUGAUGUGGGUGACAGGGAUGAGGACACUGACAGUGCCAUCGGGAGCUUCCUGUAUUCUUCCCGCAGUAAUUCCCAAAAACCUGAAACAGACACCUCCUCCUCCCUGGCCAUUUCUGAUCGCAAUGGAAGUGGUAGCAGGGCUGGCAAAGAGAUGGACGGCAGUAUUACCAAGUGGCUCAGUGGCCUCCGGACAGAGGAAAAAUCUUCUCCCCAGAGUGAUUGGUCGGGAAGCUCCAGGGGGAAGUACACCAGAUCUUCCCUGCUCCGGGAGACGGAGUCCAAGUCCUCCAGCUACAAGUUCUCCAAAUCCCAGUCAGAGGAGCAGGACACCUCCUCCUACCAUGAGGCCAAUGGCAACUCUGUAAGGAGCACUUCACGGAUCUCUUCUUCCUCUACCAGGGAGGGCAGAGAGAUGCACAAGUUCUCCAGGUCGAUGUUCAGCGAGACCUCCAGCUCCCGAGAGGAGAGCCCAGAGCCCUACUUCUUCCGCCGGAGCCCUGAGCCCUCUGAAGGGGAUGCAUCCCCGGAACCACGGCGUCCAAACUGGGCCAGGCCCAGGGACUGGGAAGACGUGGAAGAGUCAUCUAACUCAGACUUUUCUGAAUUUGGAGCCAAGAGGAAAUUCACCCAGAGCUUCAUGAGGUCUGAAGAGGAGGGAGAAAAAGAGAGAAUGGAAAACAGAGAAGAAGGGAGGUUUGCUUCAGGGAGGCGGUCUCAGUAUCGGAGAAGCACUGACAGGGAGGAGGAGGAAGAAAUGGAUGAUGAAGCCAUCAUUGCUGCCUGGAGACGUCGGCAGGAAGAAACCAGGACGAAGCUGCAGAGAAGGAGGGAGGAUUAAGCUGGGCAAGGUGGACCUGGGCCACGCAGCUUAGUGCAGGGCUCAGAGCACACACGGCCACCACCCAUCAAGGGACAGGGGUGUGGAGAGGAUCAUCCUGAGGGGCAGCAGGGCACUCGAGUUGGGGUGGAGAGGAGGAGGAGAGUGAGAUCUGAAUGCUAAACCCACCGACACUGCUUUCUGUUGCCCAAUGUCCUCUUAAGUUUUGACACUUCACUUACACAUGUGAUCGUGUCCAUCAGAGAUUGGAGGUGAGCUCGUGUGACACCAUAGCUUGUCAGAGAUUCCAGCUUACAUCCAGGAAUACUCAAUACAGGAUGUGGUUCUGGUUGUGGAGGUUUCAUCAGAGCCAGGAAAUUCAUCCUGUGGCGAGUCUCACCUCUCCUGGCAAAGCUGAUUUCUGGUUGUUUCUCUUAAAUGUUUGGGAUCUCCAUUAAAAUGGUAUGUUGUCUAACA